This is a messenger RNA of Ziziphus jujuba (common jujube), 1297 nucleotides long. RefSeq names its product serine/arginine-rich splicing factor SR34A. The coding region runs from base 163 to 921 and encodes 252 amino acids. The transcript is spliced from 13 exons. The record is from RefSeq and is a predicted model, not a curated record. Gene Ontology annotation, molecular function: mRNA binding. Gene Ontology annotation, cellular component: nucleus; ribonucleoprotein complex; cytoplasm. NCBI's taxonomy places the organism in Eukaryota, Viridiplantae, Streptophyta, Magnoliopsida, Rosales, Rhamnaceae.
AAAGGUCUCUCCUCCUUUUCCCUCGCGCAAGCAGAAAGCAGACCGGAGCAGCUGCAAAACCCUAGUUUUCAAGCUUCUUCAACCACUGUUUGCUUGGGAAAGACUGUUCGCAAAUUGUUGGGUCGUUUGCAGUGCUGGUCUUCUAUCUCCCCAAUCUUCGAUAUGAGUGGGCGCUUUUCUCGCACAAUCUAUGUUGGCAACCUGCCAUCAGAUAUAAGGGAAUGGGAAAUUGAAGAUUUAUUCUACAAGUAUGGUCGUAUAUUGGAUAUUGAACUGAAGAUACCUCCUCGCCCUCCAUGUUAUUGUUUUGUUGAGUUUGAGAAUGCUCGAGAUGCAGAAGAUGCAAUCAGGGCUCGUGAUGGCUAUAACUUUGAUGGUUGUCGUCUAAGGGUUGAACUUGCCCAUGGUGGUAGAGGACCAUCUUCUAGUGACCGUCGUGGUGGCUAUGGUGGUGGUGGAGGAGGCCGGUUUGGUGCUUCACGCCAUUCUGAAUAUCGAGUUAUUGUCCGUGGCCUUCCUUCUUCUGCUUCUUGGCAAGAUUUGAAAGAUCAUAUGCGAAAAGCUGGUGACGUGUGUUUUGCCGAGGUUUCCCGCGAUGGUGAAGGGACUUUUGGUAUUGUUGAUUAUAACAACUAUGAUGAUAUGAAAUAUGCGAUUCGGAAACUGGAUGAUACUGAGUUUCGAAAUCCUUGGGCAAGAGCUUAUAUUCGGGUUAAGAAGUAUGAGAGAAGUCCCUCAAGGAGCCGAAGUAGAAGCCGUAGCAGAAGUAGAAGUGUAAGGAGAGAUCGAAGUAAAUCGCCAGAUCGAUCUGUUUCUAGAUCUGUUUCAAGGUCCAGAUCUGCAUCUCCUGUCAAAGCUUCUAGGCCUCGAUCAAGAUCAAGGUCGGCAUCACCCCACCCGGUGAGGUCGGGAAGUGGCUGAUCCACCUCUUUAUCUUUUACGUCUGAGUCAAGUAACUCCCCGGGGAACUUGGUUUUGUUGUUGGACUUGGCAGUAGAAGAUUGAACUAUGGAUUCUAUAUAGACUUAUUUUCUUGUGUGAGAGAGCAAGGGAGAAGUAUUGGAACAAGGACCCAAGUUAUAUAUGGCCUAAAGACUGACUAUUGGGAUGAUGUAUGAUAUUAAGAUUAAAUUGCUUUUAGGAUUUAAUAUUAUUUUGGUAUGCUAUUAAUGAUGUGAUCCUAAUAUUUUAUGUAAAAUGGCUUUUUCAAUGCAGCAAAGGCUAAGGCAAUUUGUGUCCUUUAUGCCCGAACUAAGGCACCGGCAAUUUAAUAAAUGUCAUUUUCAAGUUUCAUCAA